CGACAGCUGCGACGCAUCCAUGCUUCAGAAGCUCAUGGCGGCAUCCUUUGCCGACUGGCCCCUGCUGCCCACCACACACACAGGCAUGUUAGGUCGUAUCUGAGGGCGGAAGGACUAGAGGUUCUAAAGAUGUCGGCAUACGCUAGUGCUUCCUUGUGGAACAAACUUUGCAUUGUGACAGGUGCUGGAAGUGGAAUUGGAAGGGCAAUAUGCAGAUUAAUAGCUGAAGAAGGUGGUGCUGUAAUAGCUGCAGAUAGGAAUGGAAGAGCUGCAGAGGAGACCAUUGCAAGCUUGACCAGUGAUCUGGCACAUGAAGCUGUUUCCAUUGAUGUUGCUUCAAAGACUACUGUACUGGAGCUAAUGAGAGGUAUAGAAAGUAGAAAGAUCCCAGGUCCCUCUGUCCUCAUCAAUUGUGCAGGAGUCACUAGGGAUAACUUCCUCCUAAAAAUGGAUGAGGAAAGUUUCACUGAUGUCCUGAAUGUGAACUUAAAGGGCACCUUUCUGAUGACUCAGGCUGUUGCACAUUUGAUGAUUAAGAAAGGGAUCACAGAUGGAUCAGUUGUCAAUUUUUCAAGUGUAGUGGCCAAACAUGGGAACAUGGGACAAUGCAACUAUGCUGCAAGUAAAGCUGGAGUAGAGGCAUUCACCAAGACAGCUGCUAAGGAAUUAGCUCAGUAUGGCAUUCGGGUAAAUGCUGUGGUUCCUGGAUUUACUGCUACACCCAUGACAGCCACAGUCCCAGACAAAGUGAUCCAGAAGCUCUUGUCUUUGACUCCAUUGAGGAGAAUGGCCAGACCAGAAGAAAUUGCUGAAGUAGCAGUGUUUUUGGCUUCAAAGAGAAGUAGCUAUAUCACUGGUGCCUGCAUUGAUGUGACUGGAGGA
Molecule: messenger RNA, 882 nt
Organism: Darwinula stevensoni
Lineage: Eukaryota; Metazoa; Arthropoda; Ostracoda; Podocopida; Darwinulidae
Source: the annotation of a GenBank genome assembly